AUGUCGUCGGUCGGCGGCCAGCGCAUCACCAUCAGCUCCAUCUCCUGCCGCGGCGUCAGGGCCUUCGUCCCGUUCCAGAAGCCGCCGCUCUACGCCGCGGUGUCCCUCGGAGGCCGCCGCGAGAAGACGCCGCCCGACGCCGACGGCGGCGAGAACCCGGACUGGGACGACGCGGCGUUCGCGUUCGACCUCGACGGCGAUGGCGGAGGCCAGCAGCAGCAGCUGGUGGAGUUCGAGGUCAAGGCGCAGGUGCCGCUCCUCGGCCACAAGCUCGUCGGCACGGCAAGCGUGCCGGUGGUCGACCUGGCGGCGGGAGGAGGAGGAGGAGCCGGCGACGGCGCGGCGCUGCGGCACGUCAGCUACCAGGUGAGCGCCCCCGACGGCAAGCCGAACGGCACGCUCAGCUUCGCGUACGCCAUCAGCGGCGGCCACGCCGGCGCCGGCGCGCGUCCACCGCCGCAGCUCUACCCGGCGCCGGAUCAAGAUCCGAGCUUUUGCUGCGCGCCUCCGCCGAGCGCGGCGUACUCAGCACCAGCAGUGGCGAGCUUCGCGCCACCGAGCGCCGGGUACCCUCCGCCACCACAGCCGCCGGCUUCCGCUCCUCUCUACCCGCAACUGCAAGACUUGCUUCCGCCGAGCAGCUACCCACCUCACCCACCGCCUAAUCCUCAGUUCCCAUCGCCAAACAGCAGUUACCCGCCGCCGCCACCACCGGCCGCCGUUAAUGCAUACCCGCCGCCGCCCGCGUCAUGUACCGCCUGCCCCGCGCCUCCGCCAGAGCACACCAGCUACCCGCCGCCGUCGACGGCGGCAUACCCACCACCACCGCCACCCGCGUCUUGCGCCGCCUGUCCGGCGCCCCCGGCACAGUACGCCAGCUACCCGCCGCCGCCGCCAUCGACCGCCUACCCGCCGGCACCGCCGAGCGGUUACCCAACACCACCACAGGCGUACCCACCACCACCACAGGCGUCCAAUUUGACCCCUCCGGCCAGCACCUACCCGCCGCCGCCGGAAUUUGGCUCGGCCUACCCAGUCUAUCCAAGGUCGGGGCCUUCGCCUCCGCCGAGCACGGUGGACCGUGCACUGCCGUACUACCCGGCGCCUCCCGGCGGCUCGUACUACCCUCCGCCGGGGACACGGCACCCCGAGGUCAACGGCGCGGGCAGGACGCCGCACUACUACCCACCGCCGGGGAGUAGGUACCCGUAG
Setaria italica (foxtail millet) is the source of this 1212-nucleotide messenger RNA. RefSeq names its product leucine-rich repeat extensin-like protein 3. The record is from RefSeq and is a predicted model, not a curated record. Lineage: Eukaryota; Viridiplantae; Streptophyta; Magnoliopsida; Poales; Poaceae. Gene Ontology annotation, biological process: defense response. The transcript has a single exon. Bases 1 to 1212 code for a protein of 403 amino acids.